Messenger RNA from Toxoplasma gondii ME49, 6437 nucleotides. RefSeq lists its product as hypothetical. The record is from RefSeq and is a predicted model, not a curated record. The coding region runs from base 518 to 1921 and encodes 467 amino acids. Gene Ontology annotation, cellular component: Golgi apparatus. Lineage: Eukaryota; Apicomplexa; Conoidasida; Eucoccidiorida; Sarcocystidae. The transcript has 2 exons. Gene Ontology annotation, molecular function: antiporter activity.
CACAAGUACGCGUUUCACAGGUCGAGAAAAAAAUUUCGAAGAGCGUGAGCUCGUCUGGAAUCAGAGGUAACAAGACUGCGAAAAGGAUUCGGCAGCCUCUUGUCUUCUUGCCAUCCCUGAGGUCUUUCUCUUAGGGCACAGUUCGCCACGCUUUCCUACUCUCUCCCAAUGCAGGCGCGAUGAAGCGGCGCUAGGAAAGAGUUUACACUGGACGCAGACUCAACACACCGACUCUUUUUCCGCAUUUUCGUGUUUUUUCAAGCAGCAUCAUCAUCACACCUUCCCUUUUCUGGUCAGGUCUGCUCUGUUUGCAACUCUGAGGCAGUUUUUCUUGACAUCCCGGGGGCGUAUGCCAUCGGGGCACCCGCGUACCUUGCAUCUAAAUAAGAACGGCUGUGACCUGAAGUCUGUCGUGGUGUAACGAGAGUGUUUCGCUUGAAGAGAGUGUCUUCCUCGAGACCUGCACACCGGUUUUCGUACCGGUUUCUCUUUCCUUUAACUCAUCGUCGCGACAGCGAUGAGGCGCCACGUCUCAGUUCGCGAAGACGGGGGGGUCUCGUCUUCUGCUUCUGCGGCGUCAAACUGCCGGUCGGAGGCAAAGUGUCCGUCCAGCAUGCGUUCGAGUCGCGUUUCCUGGAGAUUCUGGCCGCCGCUUUUCCCCCAGAUCACCCCGAAAACUUUCACGUGCGUCGGCGCUUGCGUCGUCUACACCGCCGCGUCACUCGCCACCGUUUUCCUGAACCGCCGGCUUCUCUCGGACUUGUUUCCCUUUCCCUUGACUCUCUCAUGGCUACAGGAAGUCGUGGGCGUUGCCGCAUACCUGCUGCUGUCUGCAGUGGGGCGCGCAAGUCGUUCUGCGACUGAGACGAGGCCGGAAGCGCCGGCAUCGUCCCGCUGCCUCGCGCGUCAGCCGAGUCUCUUUCUCCGCCGCACGCUCACAUCUUCUCUGAGAAGUCCAGCGGCUGCGAGUCUCUCGACUUUCUUCCCUCCGACCUCCGCAGACGCGCGGACUCUGUACCGAGUGCUGCCGCUCUCCCUCGCCUUCGUCUGCAUGGUCGGCUUCUCCAACACCUGCCUGAAACACGUGCAGGUAUCGACCUACCAGGUGGCGAGGUCACUCACUCUCCUCUUCAACAUGGUCCUGCAAAGGCUUAUUCUCGACAUCCGCGUUUCCCUCGAGGCUGCCCUCUCCUGCGGUGUCGUCUGCCUAGGCUUUCUGGUCGGGUCUCUGGACGCCUCCACUCUGUCCCUCGCGGGGGCGUUCACGGGCGCUGUCUCUUCUUUGUUUCAAGCUGUGUACACGGUUCACAUCCGGAAGACUCUCGACAACUUGGGCGGCGCCCACGCCGCCGUCAUGUUCUACAACAUGGUGAACGCCGCGUUUCUGUUUCCCCCGCUCAUCUGGGUCACGGGCGAAUGUGCCGACCUCACUCGCUUCUUUUUCUCAGAGGCGGAGAACAAACAUGCGCUGCCGUCAUUGGCAGCACUGAACAGUGCAUCGGAGAGCAGUUUGUCGCCUGCGCGAUCCGAUGUUGCCGGGUCACUGGAGGCUCUCGUCGCACACGGACACCGUGGCUUCUUCCAGAGUCCUUUCUGGAUUUUCCUACUCAUAGUGGCUUCAGGUGUCGCAGCUCUCUUUCUGACCCUCUCGUCGUUCUGGAUCGUGGGCCUUACCUCCCCGCUCACUUUCAACAUUCUGGGUUACGUCAAAGCUUGCGUGCAGACAUGUCUAGGUUUUAUCGUUCUACGCGAAAAGGCGAGUCCGCAAGCGCUUGCGGGAGUGCUGCUCACUCUCUCAGGUUCCGCCGCGUUUUCCGCUUUCAAGCGAAAGGACGCAGAACGCGCGAAGGAACAACCACAGGCCGAUCUACGGAGUGACCCUGCGACAGGCAAAAUGUCUGGCAAAGUUGCAGAUCGGUAACGAAACCCACUUCAAAAGGGAGAUACCGUUUACUUUUGUCAUGACGCUUCAGUCGAAUAAAAACUAUCCGCGUAAUUCCCGCUACCUCUUGCGCAGGAGUUGCCCAGCUUCGCGAAAGCACUCUACUAGUCUUCGUACAGGGGGCGCGCCACAGCACCUGCCGGUCUGUUUGAUUACCGUAACAGCCAGCAACACGAACGCCGGAGGAGAUCUUUCACCUGAGCCUGACACUGACGCUAGGAGCCGCGCCUAAGGGUGGAACGCAGCGUUUGUUCGACAACAGGGUACCGAGAGGUUGCCAGAAAAGGGGACCACAGAAAACCACGAGCAGGUUCGUACUCGGAAACAAGCGGGAUCCAACUCCACAGAGAGACAAAGCGUCUGGCAGCAGUCAGAAGCCUUGUGCAAUCGUAUAUUUCUAGUGUUGCUCAAAGAACGCGUAUGGUCGGAUAUGCGAGCGACACAGUCGAGCUUUGCUCGCAACAGGUUUUUCAAAGAGAGUUUGAAGAAAUUGUUUCCUGCUCUAGUGACUUAAAUGAAUCACGCUUUUAUCCAUGGCUGAGCAGCCGUCAAAGCCUCACACACUCGAAGCACGAUUGCUGUCAGAGCCGCCAUUUCGAAGGGCUGAAUGUGCCUUUUGGGUGGAUACUAAUGCUGCGCAACCUGGUCAUAGCCGACGAGGGUAUUUUCCACCGUUUUGGAUGGACCCGAUGCAAAUAAAAUGUUUGUUUUUCGUGAACGUGGCGUCGUUGCACGCGAUUGCUCAAGACGACGGCUGGCAUAUUUCGGCACUACGCAAUUCUUUGUUCUAGUUGUUUGCUGGAAUGUAGCCAGCUGUGGUACCAGGAAAUUGGGAUGUAGGGACGAAGAAUGAGUGUAAAUUAGACCGAGUGGAAGUGGGGGAAAGACGCGGGAGGGGAAACAGAGUGAAGAGAGGAGAAGCAGAGGCAAUCGAGGUUGAAAGAAAGCUUUCUUUUUGGCGUGCAGUGGUGGAAAGGACUGUGUGAGAUAAACUUGAGGAAAAAACCACAGAACUUGAUUCGUGCAUACGGGGUGUCCUCCUAGUUAGAAGUUCAGAGACUGCGCUGCCACUUCAUCAUUGCUGCGGCUGUUCCUCUUUCUCCCUGUCGCCCUGCUUCAUCUUCUUCACCAGUUCCUACCGCAUGGCUGCCUCCUACAGGCUUUACAAACCGGAACAUGGAGAUGGAGAUUGAAACAGUGGGCUUGCGCAGAAAAAACGUGUUUCUCAUGUCUUUGUUCCUGGUUUUUCCCGCUGUCUUCCUCCUUGCUGGUUCCCUUCUCCCGUCUCACUUGUAUUCCCUUUGUCGGAAAAGCCACUUGAUUGUUUGAUAGAGCAAAACGCGCGAAGAAUCCGAAUGACGCCAACCAGGAAAAUCAUUUCGACACGGUUUUCUUCUUGACUGCGGUCUUCACAUCGAAGGAAGACAUGAGGAGAAUGAACUUCGUUAAGAACGAAGGCUUUGCGGAACGAGAACAGGCUGUCCGUUGUUGUGGACUGAUGUAAAUGAACCUGUUUUGGUUUAAAUUUUUUUCUUGAAAGUUCUGAGCAGCUCGGCUGUCUCCUAAACUUUUGGAGCUCAACUCGAUAGGCGGAAUGGCGCAUCUGGCCGCUUGUGUUUGCCGACAGGCGCUCUGUGCUUACUCAUCAUAACAGGCAUUGUCCAUCACACACUAGAAAAGCAUGAUCAAAGCAAUGCACGGGAAUUCCUCCACCAAAGCUGAUUUGCCUGUAAGAGACAACAAGAGUCAACAGCGGAGUCCCGCACUCAUGGCACACUCAUCGUGUCAGCGACUACCGAAUUUUGCAGAGUUUUUUUUUUCAGACGUACUUGACUGACGCUUUAAACAGCUCGCUCCCUGCCGGUAUCCAUAUCGCAAAGAGUUAUGAACAGGAUUACCUGUGACGGAGGUCGAUUCCCCAGAACUUUAUGCCUCCUUGGCUAACGUUUAAACUUGUGUACCAGCCACCCCUAUUAUAGUGCGCAGAAGCGCCUCGUGUUCAACGAGGUGAUAUGCUCAAACUGGAUAACGAAGAUAGAGAUGCAAACCUUCUCUAGAAUCAAAGACUGGCUCUCGAAGGUCGCUCUGCACGAAUAUGGUGAUAGAGUUUUGGUGAACACCAGACCUUUCAUCGACUGCAGAAAAACGCCGUCGGCAAACUCGAUGCAUUUGUUAGUCGCAGACACGAGAAGGGUGCCAUGCGUACAGAAGUCAGCUGUUGACUUUUCACUACUCGGAGAAUCAAAGUUCGAAUCUCUGAUGCACUUCCUGAGGAAACGAUUUCCGACUAUGUAUUAAAGCAGACGUGCUCGUACGCAGCGUCGUUUAAGCAUUCGAAAAGGAUGGCAUCAAACCUUUAUCGUAGCACGAAACUACCCCGGCGUCCCGAAUGGAAAAAGUAGUCAUACGAGCAUUGUAGGAAGAAUUGCUUUGCGUCCUGGUAUACGGAAGUCCAAGACGAACUGAACACACUGGCUGCUACCAAUGAUUCUCCAAUUUCUGUUCUACUCGCGACGUCGCUCACGAUUGUCAAAGUCUCCGCGCUCUGCCCUCCGGUGAAAAACAUUCAGUCUGUCAGCUCGCUCUACUCAACCACGAAACUGUGCUCCACCCACAAGUUACUUGAGCAAGAAGACAUCCAGCAGUACCAGACGUCGAAUAACGCUAUAUUCAGAAAGCCACAUUCAGUGUCUCCCAGAGAAGGGAUUCUUCAUGUAGAGGGGCUGAACACACGCUCUGGACCAGGAGGGCACUGGUGCAUCUAAAGUAAACACGGUGAUGAUACAAGAGUACCGUUUUGGUCAGCCGGAACAUCAGGAUGCACGGUUGAAGCCGAACAGUCUUGGACAUCACGUGCGGCUUCUGGCAAUUGUUUUACGGUAUUUUGUUGUUUCAACACACUUCUGAACAGACCAGACGGUUGCAGUAUCUUCUGCUUCUGAGGGUUGAUAGUCUCGGCGAAUAUCCGAUGGUUGGGUUUGACUUCCGCGUUGGUUCCUAGUCACCCUGGCGACAUCUGUUCAAAAGUUGACGGGGAACGCUACGAGUGAAUCCAUCAGCAUAAUAUACAUCACACGAUCCAGCUCGACUCUCAGGAACGGAAUGGCCUCCCGAGUUGUAUCUCGAUCAAUCAGUCAUCAAGUGAGGUGCCGAAGGCAGUCUGCUUAUCCAGUUCCUCAUUCUCCUUUUGUUUCACAUGUUUCCGGCUGCGGCUGUGCCGCCUGCGUCUUUGAGUCUGGGUGCUCUUUGUUCCGUCGGAUUUUGACGAUGAUUUUUGUUGUUCACGUCCUCCUUCCAGAGAGUGUCUUGCCUUCUCUAUCUCGGUCGCAAAUACUUCUGCAGCAAACUCAGAGUUUAUGUCUCCACCAGGCUGCGGUUCAGUCGAUUUCGAGGAAUUCCCGCCCCUCAUGACUUGCUUCACUCCCCACAUAGUUGAUCCCACUCCUCCGACAGCGGCCGCGACGGCAAGAGCCUUGGCUACCACAGGAAAAGUAAGCAGCAUUCCCCCUCCAAUUGCGGAUAUCAGACCUGCAGUUAUUGCGAGGCGAGCAAGACUGCUGCGGCUGCUAGACCUGUCGUGUCCCCCGGGAGACAGACUUAUGAGCUCUGCUUCGCGUCUCCCCAUUUCCCGGUAUUCACGGAGGAGGCUGUCCACAGCGGACUCAACCUCCGAAGCUUCGUCGGGAGAAUGUUCAAAGUUCAAGUCCCAGUUCACCGGGAUUUUAUGAAAGGUGCCAUGAUGUGGACUCUCUCCUUUCCCGUGCUCGCGAAGUCCCAGGCGGCUUCCCCUGUCAAGCAGAGGUCUGUAAUAAUCGCGUCCGCGGAUUCUGUCGAAAAAAUGCUUAGCAGGUCUUUUAUAUGGACCUAACUUAGAGUUCUUCAAGGAUUCUUCGUCAGAUGAUUCGUUGCUGUCACCUUCCGGCGCACUGACCGCGUACGCAGGCCGGUUACCUCGAUUCUCAGGCAGAGCGUACGUAUAAGCAUUGCCGUUGAAUCCGCCAUUGGGAUUGACACCCUGUUCCUGGUCCCAGCCUGAGACACUGGGUAUUUUGGAGAUACUGAUCUCUCCAACGAUAGACACAACCGCGGUGAAAAGCAGAACACCCUUCCUCUUCGUACACACCGCCCGCCACCCUAUCGAUGCGGCCCUCAUACUGAAUUUUUUUCGCAGCCGAUAAAACUACACAGUCGAGGUAAGAGAACGACUUACAGCUACACAACUAUCGAUGUAAAUAACUAAAUAACUCUCGGGGCACUAAUGCCAGAAAAAUGAGUUCUCUCGACCCGACCCUUGAAAACCGAUUCCCGCCAACUGAGACUGUUAGCUAUCACUCACUAGGUUUCAGAGACACGUUGAGUCGACCACUCUUCGAGGAUCUGACUUGAAAAAAACGAGCAGUUUUCCACUAAACAUACCGGGAUGAACUACUGCUGUUUGAAACGUACACUUGCAGCGUCACUCGGAAAAACACUGCCAUCGGCAAGGCUAACGCCG